Molecule: messenger RNA, 2370 nt
Organism: Chlorella variabilis
Lineage: Eukaryota; Viridiplantae; Chlorophyta; Trebouxiophyceae; Chlorellales; Chlorellaceae
Exons: 13
Coding region: 1-2370 (789 amino acids)
Molecular function (GO): protein binding
Source: RefSeq, a predicted model, not a curated record
AUGUGCGGGCCCCAGGCCGCCAUGCUUCUGGACGCCGACUGCCGCUUGAGCGUGCACCAAACCAGCAGCCACCCAACACCCGCAGCAGCGGCAGGCGCAGGCGCCGCCAUGGCCAACUUUUUGGGGCAGCCCUACAUGGGGCCUGCCUCUGUGCCACAUGCCAACCCGGAUUUCUUCAAGGUUUACUUUGCGGGGGCGCACCUGGCCGUGGCGAUGCUGACCGUCAACGGCCGCUUCCUGGGCACCGAAGUGCGGCCUCGCAAGUUCAACCGCGACUACAUCCUGUCCUGCUGCGACGAGGCGGCGCGGCGGCGCGAGGCGCUGCGCGGCCGCACGCCGCGCACCUGGGUCAAGGGCCGCCCGCUCCUGACCGACCACAGCUGGGAGCGCAUGUUCAACUCCCACCUGCACUGGAAGCGCUGGGCGCAGGAGCGCAUGGUGGUGCUCGGUGGGCUUUACCACCUGAAUGACGACUGUGCCACCCCUGGGCGCCUGUUCCUGUUCCCGCUCUUUGAGCAGCCACUCGCAUCUGAACCCUUUGCCCUGGAGCACUUGCAGCGGGCCAGCAGCACGCCGGCGAAUUUCACCCCCUGGGCUGGAAUGCUGUGCGGCCCCUGCCUGAGCCCCUGCAGCCAGCACUGGCGGGCAGGCUCGGGCGUCUCGCGCAUCCUGGGCGCGGGAGAGCGGGUCGCCGUGGGGCUGGAGGAUGGAGGCACGCUGCUGUUCAGCGAGCACGACUUGGGCGCCCCCCUGUCGGAGCUUCCAGCCGGCGCAGGUCGCUGCUCAGCGGCGGCCUGCACGCCCGAUGGGGGCACGCUGCUGCUGGGCGUGGGAGCCCAACUGCGCGCCGUGGCGCUCGCCGGCGGCCCCAACCCUUCCCCAGAACCACUGGACCUUGGAGGCGAACAACCAGACGCUCCAGUAGCCUGCAUCGCCUGCCAGGAGCACGCAAACGUCUUCGCAAUUGCUCGCGGCAGCUGCGUGCACGUGCUGGAUGGGACAUUACAAGAGCAGCGGCGCAUAGGGCCGCUGCCGGCGGCGGUGCAGCAGCUAGCGUGGGCGGGCGACACGCUCAUAGCGGCCACGCCCGGCGCGCUGCACACCUGGACGCACAGCGGUGCGCUGGACGGCCCCACGCUGCCCAGCCCCUCUCCAGAUGCGCGGUUCCUAUGCGUGGCAGCCUCCCCGCAGCCCGCCCUCCUGGCAGCCAGCUGCGACGAGAAGGAGGUGCGCUGCUGGGACCUGGCCUCCCUGCUUUCCUCCCGCGACGGCGAGCCGCUGCGCCUGCGCGAGUUUGACUCGCCGGUCACAUGCAUGGCCUGGCACCCCUCGGGCCAGUACCUGGCCACCGCCGACGGCGCAGACUGCACAGUCUGGGACCUUGCUGACGCGGCCGGCGCCGAGCGCGCCUGCAGCAUCGAGUGCUGCGGCCACGAGCCGCGCACCGUCAUCACAGCCAUGGCGUUCCAGCCCGACGGACCGCUGCUGGCCACCGCCAGCGGCAGCGGCAAGGUGGCUCUGUUUGACUGCCAGCAGUUCCGCCGCGGCGGCGUGCUGGCCCCCGCCGCCUUCACCCGCCUCGACCAGGCGGCAGAUGCGGUGACGGCCCUGCACUGGCUGCCCUGCGGGCGCCUGGUUGUUGGCGAUGCCGGCGGGCGCCUGGUGUGCCUGCAGCUCAUGGCGGCGGUGCCUGCCGAGGCUGCGGCGGCGCCGCAGCAGCAGCGGGCCGCAACAGCGGCGCCGCCGCCGCGGCCGCGGCCGCGGCGGCCGAGGGCGGCGGGGCUGGCGGCCCUGCAGGCUUCUCCGCCUCUCUCAUGCACCACAUCCAAGCAAUCAGAGAGAACCCGCCGCAGGCCGGCGGCCGCUCAGACCAGCAGCCGCAGCUGGCGGGAUGGGGCCUGGGUGCGCUCUCCCUCCGGGGCGCACGUCCCCUGGAUGAUGGUGGGCGCCGCGGGGCUGGGCAUGGCGCCAGGUGGCGGCGGGACCGCCGCCGCCGGUUUCGCCCAGUACCAGGCGCAGCCGGGCAUGAUGCAGCACAUGGGCAUGGCGGUGCAGCCCCCCGCCGGCAUCCCUGCCGGCUACAUGGCUGCGCCGGCGGGCGGCCCACAGGGCGCCCCCACCGGCGCAUACCCUCCCGCCAUGUAUGCAGCGGCGGGCGGCAUGGCGCCGCAGCCGCUGAUGGCGGGGCAGUGGAUGCCUUACAUGCAGCAGAUGCAGCAGUGGGCGGGCACCGCGCCCGGCUACAUGAUGUACCAGCACCCGCAGUAUGCCGGUACCGCGCCGGUACCGGGCGGCGGCGUGGAGAGGAAGAGAAAGGGCUGUGCUUGCAACUUCAUGCCACACGGCCGAUAUGACCCUGGCCCAUACUGA